Pogona vitticeps (central bearded dragon) is the source of this 1239-nucleotide messenger RNA. Lineage: Eukaryota; Metazoa; Chordata; Lepidosauria; Squamata; Agamidae. The record is from RefSeq and is a predicted model, not a curated record.
UCGUCGGGGCCCGGGAUGCGCUUGCUGUCGGCCAACGUGCGCAAGUUGCACGGGGCACUCAACCUGCUGCUGAGCGCGGCCGAGCGGGAGCAGUUCAUCCACUGCCUCAACGUCUACCACGGCCGGCGCAACGUCUACGACCUGGUCCAGACCCUGCGCGUCCUGCUGGACCGGCCCGAGAAGCGCCAGCUCCUGCCCAUGCUGCGCCUGGUCAUCCCGCGCUCCGACCAGCUCCUCUUCGACCAGUACACCUCCGAGGGCCCCUACCUGAAGGGCGACUUCCUCGCCGCCGGGGCCAGCCCGGAGGGACCCUUCCCGCCCCCGGCCGCCGUCCUCGGGGCCCCCGGGGCGCCAGUCCUGUCGCCUUCGCCUCCUCCUCCUCCUCCUCCUGUCCCCCGAUUCUGGCCAGCCUCUGCUCCUCCUCCUCUUCCUCCUCUUCCUCCUUUCCCCGCCGCCUCCGCCAGGCCUCCCGGGGAUUUCAGCACCACCCUGGACGGGACAGCGCCCUGGAGCCGGGCGGGCUUGGAGGAAGGCGGCGCCUCUCGCCUUCGCCUCCUCCUCCUCCUGCCUCCCGGGGAUUUCAGCACCACCCUGGACGGGACAGCGCCCUGGAGCCGGGCGGGCUUGGAGGAAGGCGGGCAGGUGAGGCGCCUCACCCUCAAGAGGACCAAGGCCCAGGAAGGCUUGGGCUUCAGCAUCCGCGGAGGGUCCGAGCACGGGGUGGGCAUCUACGUCUCCCUGGUGGAGCCGGGCUCCCUGGCCGAGAAGGAGGGCCUGCGGGUCGGCGACCAGAUCCUCAAAGUCAACGACCAGCCCUUGGACAAGGUGACCCACGCCGAAGCCGUCAAGGCCCUCAAAGGUUCCAAGAAGCUGAACCUUUCGGUCCACUCUGUGGGGCGCAUCCCCGGAGGCUACGUGACCAACCACAUCUACACUUGGGUGGAUCCUCAGGGCCGGAGCGUGUCUCCCCCGGUGGGCCUGCCCCAGCACCAGAGCAGUUCCUUGCGCAAGGACGGGGAGAAAAGGAGCCACCUCCAGCUUUUGCAGGAAGGCGACGAGAAAAAGGGAUUUCUGUCCUUCAGUCUUCCAGAUGACUUGGUCUUCAUCUACCAGGUUGUCCAAUGCUUCGGAGACGAUGAAAGCUCCACCGCCUGCCACAGCUUCCCAACACGACCAGGCCUCAAGCAAAGCGAGGCAGAGAUGCAAGGAGGCUCCAGCGAGGCACUGGGCACCCCCUGA